Molecule: messenger RNA, 789 nt
Organism: Metarhizium album ARSEF 1941
Lineage: Eukaryota; Fungi; Ascomycota; Sordariomycetes; Hypocreales; Clavicipitaceae
Product: 3-oxoacyl-(acyl carrier protein) reductase
Exons: 1
Coding region: 1-789 (262 amino acids)
Molecular function (GO): oxidoreductase activity
Source: RefSeq, a predicted model, not a curated record
AUGGACCAAUUCGCCGUGUAUCCCAGCCUCCGCGACAAAGUGGUGCUGAUGACGGGCGGCGCAGAGGGCAUCGGCGCGGCGGCCGUGGAACUCUUCUGCCGGCAAGGCUCGCAGGUCGUCUUCCUAGACAUUGCCGACGACGCGGCGGCCCGGCUCGCGGAGCGCGUGGGCUCGCUCGAGGGCGCCAGCAAGCCGACGUUUUGGCACUGCGACGUGACGGACCUCGACCAGCUCGAGCGGUGCGCGCAGCGGGUGCUCGCGCGGUUUGGGCGCGUCGACGUGCUCGUCAACAACGCCGGGGCGGCGGGCAGCAGCUCGCGCGUGCCGACGGCGCGGGUGACGCGGGCCUCGUUCGAGCUCGACGUCAACGUCAACCUGCGGCACCAGUUCUUCCUGACGCAGCACGUGGCGCCGGCCAUGCAGCGCCAGGGCUCGGGCAGCAUCAUCAACCUGGGCUCCAUCAUGUGGCGCAUCGCCGCGCCCGAGGCGCCCGUCUACACGACGUGCAAGGCGGCCGUCGUGGGCAUGACGAGGACGCACGCCCGCGAGUUUGGCCCGCACGGCGUCCGCGUCAACAGCAUCAUGCCCGGGUCCAUUGCCACGCGGAGGCAGAUCGAGUCGGUCCUGACCGACGAGUACAAGGCCGAGAGCCUGGCGGCCCAGUGUCUGAAGAGGGUCCUGAUGCCCGUCGAGGUGGCGAGGCUCAUGCUGUUCCUGGCCGCCGACGACUCGAGCGCCAUCACGGGCGGCAGCCACGUGUGUGACGGGGGAUGGGUUGGCGAUACUUGA